AUGGUGCUCCUCACCCCAAAGUUCGUCCAAAGAGCAUCGCUCUUCGUGUCUUUCGGGGGUUUGGUCACAACCUUCGUCACGACAUUUCUGCCACUAUGGAAGACGAUGAACUCGGACCUGAAUGAAAUGGAGAACUGGUACGAGGGUCUUUGGCACAUGUGUAUCUACACGGAGGAAGUUGGCUUGCAUUGCAAAGCCUUCGAGUCUUUUUUAGCUCUACCACCAGAUACUUUUGCAUCACGGGUGUUCAUGUGCAUCUCCAUCGUGACGGGGUUGCUCGGCGUGAUCGCUGCGUUUUUCGGACUGGAGGGCGUUGAGAUCGGAGCUGGACGAGAGAGGGCGAAGAGAAAGCUUCUCAUAUUGGGUGGAGUGUUGAUAUGGGUCUCUGGGAUUACGACUCUCGCUGCUGUGUCGUUGAUGGCGUACAUAAUGGUGGUGAAGUUUUGGGAUGAGAACCUUCCAGAUGUGAUGCCACGGUGGGAAUACGGAGAGGCCAUGUUUUCAGCCUGGUUCUCUGGACUUCUGCUAGUCGUCGGGGGGACGUUUCUCUUCGUCGCCGUCUGCAUGGGCGAUCACGAAGCAAAACUGCAAAGUCAAAUCCUCGCCAGCAACCAAGAGCAUCGGCCGACUACUCAACAUUACAGAAAAACUGAAAUCAUAUAGAUUCCAUCUUCAGGCUUGUGAUAGAAGAAUGCAUUCUUCCCAGCUUAUGAUUCAUAAACAUGGUGAAAUUGUUAUAUGAAAUGAACAAAUGAUUUUAUUCGAAUCUGAUUUUUUUCAGAAUUCAUAUUUCAUCA
Triplophysa rosa is the source of this 797-nucleotide messenger RNA. RefSeq names its product claudin 26 (gene cldn26). Bases 1 to 663 code for a protein of 220 amino acids. The record is from RefSeq and is a predicted model, not a curated record. The transcript has a single exon. Gene Ontology annotation, molecular function: structural molecule activity. NCBI's taxonomy places the organism in Eukaryota, Metazoa, Chordata, Actinopteri, Cypriniformes, Nemacheilidae. Gene Ontology annotation, cellular component: bicellular tight junction; plasma membrane. Gene Ontology annotation, biological process: bicellular tight junction assembly; cell adhesion.